Messenger RNA from Kwoniella botswanensis, 2637 nucleotides. RefSeq lists its product as uncharacterized. The record is from RefSeq and is a predicted model, not a curated record. The transcript has 3 exons. NCBI's taxonomy places the organism in Eukaryota, Fungi, Basidiomycota, Tremellomycetes, Tremellales, Cryptococcaceae. Bases 1 to 2637 code for a protein of 878 amino acids.
AUGCUCUAUACAUCUACACUUUUACCAGUGCUCGCUUACCUCUCCCUUGCCGAGGCCAGUCCCAUUGACAGAAGAGCCGCUGUGCAAUCUACCACAACCAGGGCUUCAAAUGACCUUCAAACUUACAAUUUGGGUCUGGGUGCCAUAUACGCUCCUGCGGUGACCAAAAGUGGCAACUACUGGUACUCUUCUGGUCAACAAUACAACUUCCUUACCGAAGCUCUCUCUGGAUCUUGCUACAAGCAAAUGGACCAAUGUCAACUCAAGGCAAAUCAACAAGGAAACAGUCCUUUCGCUGUCAGCGAUUGUAACGGAUGGCAAAUUCAGGCUUGUUUGAACAGCGGGAGUGGAUCCACUAGCUCUACGUCCACUGCGGCUUCGAGCUCUUCCAAAGCUUCGAGCUCGAGUUCUUCUUACUCUGCGAAAUCUUCGAGCGCUGCCGCUUCGUCCUCCUCCGCCAAGGUCCCUACGACUGCCUCUUCCAGUUCCGUAGCUUCUUCCUCCACUAGCACUGUGAAGUCUUCUUCUUCGACCUCGUCUUCCGCAGCUGCUUCAUCCACCAGCGUAGCUGUUGCCAAGACCUCGACCAGUGUUUCUGUGACCACCUCGUCUGCAGUACCCACUACUGCUCCCUCUGCCACCGCAGGCAACUACCAAACCUACACUGGAGCUGCUGGUGGUAUUACUGCACCCGCGGUUACGAAAUCUGGAAACAAGUUCGUCCAAAGUGGCACCACCUAUGAUGACAUCGCCUACGCUCUACAACAGUCUUGUUACGCCCAAGCUAGCGCAUGCUCUUCCAGCUCCGCUUCAUUCGACAAGAACGUGUGUUGGGGAACUCAAGUCAACGAGUGUUUGAGCACCGCUUCAUCCGCGGCCAGCUCUUACUCUGCUUCUGCAGCCGCGUACUCCUCCUCAGUUGCCUCUGCCAACUUUGCCGCUGCUACCAUGGCCAGAACCGUCUCAGGCGAUCUUCAAACCUUCACAGGUGCACUUGGUGGAAUCCCAGCCCCUGCGGUGACUGGUACCGAGCACAACUGGAAGGUCGACGGUCGAAGCGAUGUCUUCUGGAACUUGAUCGAUGCUUUGUCAGCUUCUUGUUACAUACAACAGGACAAAGCUGGUGCCGCUGGAGCAGCUUCGAACUGGGCUUACGAGAUGUCCACCAACAACAUUUACAAUGUUCAAACCCCCAACUGUUUGAGCAAUGCUCAGAACGUCGCUGCGAACUGGUCACCUACUAGCACUUCGGUUGCUGCCACUUCGACCAUUGCAUCGUCUACCUCGACUUCCAAGGCGUCUUCAGCUGCCCCUUCAUCGUCAUCAGCUAUGGUCUCUUCUUCCGCUUCCAGCUCUGCCCCCUCGUCGUCGGUAGUUUCAAGCUCUUCUUCCGCUUCGAAAGCUGUCUCUUCUUCAGCCGCCGCUUUCUCUGUUGCCAUUUCCAGCGCAUCUCCCGCCUCCAGCCCCUCUUCAGUCGUAGCUUCCUCGGCCGCCCCUUCUAGCUCUGGUGCUGCUUCCUCAGCCGUAUCUAGCUCGGCCUCCGCUGUCGUUGUACCCACAGUCACCGUCCCGAGCAUCACAGAGACCGUGAUCCCGUCGACUUCCUCUUCUGCGUCGGUAUCAGGCUCAGCCACCCCUAUCAUUACUCCAGUCGCUGCUCCUGUGGGCUGGUCAGCCGCUUCUACCUCUUGUAUCGCUGAAGGAUCCAGAGGUCGAGCUUUGACAGGUCCAACUCUCGCCUCUAGCGAUAUGACUUGGCAAAAGUGCGCCGAUUUCUGUGACGGUCAAGGCUACUCCAUUUUCGGUAUUGAGUACUCUCAAGAAUGUUACUGUGGAGCAACUCUCUCCAAUGGAGCUUCACUUGCUCUCCCUUCGACCAACUGUAACAUGAAAUGUGGUGGAAACAAUGCUAUCUGCGGGGGACCUUCCGCUCUGUCCCUCUUCGUCAAAGACUCUGCCCUCUUGGCUGGUUUAUCCUCGGACCUCCAGUCUGUCAAGGUGACUCUACCGGAAGGUUGGGUUGCCGCUUCCUCUGUCUGUGUCCAAGAAGGCACUACCGGACGAGCUCUUGCCGGUGCCUCGUAUUACGACGAUAACAUGACUAUCGGUAAAUGUUUGGCUUACUGUCAGACCCAAGGAAUGCAAUGGGCUGGUAUCGAGUAUUCCAGGGAAUGCUACUGUGGUAACGAUCUUGUCAACGGAGCUUCCCUAGACCGAAUCGGUACUUGUGAUAUGACCUGUCCUGGUCAACUCGGCACCACCUGUGGUGGACCAAGCUUACUCUCAUUGUACCAAGACUCUUCUCUUUUGUACUCGCUCACUACGAUCGGGGACUGGGAGAAACAAGGUUGUAUCCAAGAAGUCUCUGGCAGGGCUCUGAAUCAGGCGUCUCUCGUGACCGACGACAUGACCUUGGAGAAAUGUACUUCCUUCUGCUCAUCUUCGGGUUUCACCUUUGCGGGUCUCGAGUACGGCUCUGAAUGUUACUGUGGUGACUCACUCGCCAAUGGGGCUACCCUCGAUGCCUUCUCGACCCAAUGUAACAUGGCAUGUAGCGGAAACAAAGGAGAAAUUUGUGGUGGGCCAAACGGUAUUACCCUUUACUCCACUGUGAAGAACGCGUUAGUUGGUGCGUGA